AGAUGGAUCCAGGCCUGGGGCACCUCCACCUCUAUCACUUGUCUCGAAACAAAAGCAAGAGCUCCCAUCACUCACAUGGGUCCCUCCCCUUCUCCCUGUCCUCCGCCCCCGAAGCACCCCUUCCUCUUGACCUCCUCCCUCCUAAAUCUUCUCCUCUAGUAACCACUGGUUCUCCCCUCCUUCCAAGAAGAAGGACCGAGACGCGAGCCAGACCUAACAGAGAGAGAGAGAGAGAGAGAGAGUGCCAUCAUCAUCCUCAUCAUCACCAUCACCCCUUCAUUCCCUCUUUUCCUCUCAGGAGCUGACGAUCUCCCCCCAUACCAUCAAUGCCAUCCUCGCCGUCCGCCCUGCAUCGCACAGCCACGGAGAGAGAGAGGCAAUGACGAAGCCGUGGUAGAGGAAGCCCGGCCCGGGAGGUUAUAGAAAGAAAGAGAGAGAGAUUGCAAGGUGGAGGAGGUGGGAAUGGGGGAGAGCGGCGUCGGGCAGGCGGCAAUGGCGCCGCUGAACGUGGAGCGUGGGGAGGAGAGAUGGAGGCACUUCGACAGCUCGGUGAACGCUGUCUCCUUCGGCUUCGUGGCAACCGCCAUCCUCGUCUCCAUGUUCGUCGUCAUGGCCAUCUUGGAGCGCUUUCUCCGCCCCAGGCACCCCCUUCUCUCCUCCGGCGAUAGCCGGAGGCGGAGGGGCUCUCCCUCCGCGGAUCUCGAGGCGCAGCACCGCCGGGUCCUCGCCGGCAAGCUCGGUUACCCUUCGCCCAAGAUGUCAGUCUAUGCAAAAGGGGUUUCAGUGCUGAUGCCUGGGCAUGAUAUACCUACCUUCAUUGCUCACCCUGCCCCCGCACCUUGCCCUCCAGAGCGUAUCGCUUGGCCUUCUCAUGAACAUAAUCUAAACAGCGGGUCUAGAUCAAAUCUAAGUUAGGAAUCUCAGAGUGUGGCAUCAUUCAGGUUCUUAUCUUCCGGCAAUGUCCAUUUCCCAUUUGUACACUCUGCUUGAUUCCACCUGAGGCAGUUCAGGUAGCGCGGUCAUGGCCCAUGUUCCCUAUGUGAGCUGCUGCUCAUGCAUGCAGAUAGUGUCAAAAUACAUAGAAGUUUCUUCAUCUCUUUCAUGUAGUGUAUGCUGCCCCUGUUCAUUCGAGGAAUGGUGUGGUGGCUUUCUGAAGGACAUAUAUCAUUCUGUUUAUUUGUAAUUGCAACUUGGAUGCUUGGAAACAGUAGGACUGUGGGGCCUUCUGUUUCGAUCCGUCCGAGAAUUAUGUGUCAAAUUUUCAGGAGAAAUCAAUUGAGUUCUAGACUUUCUUCUU
Molecule: messenger RNA, 1297 nt
Organism: Elaeis guineensis (African oil palm)
Lineage: Eukaryota; Viridiplantae; Streptophyta; Magnoliopsida; Arecales; Arecaceae
Source: RefSeq, a predicted model, not a curated record